Verruconis gallopava is the source of this 1291-nucleotide messenger RNA. RefSeq lists its product as uncharacterized. The record is from RefSeq and is a predicted model, not a curated record. Bases 238 to 1029 code for a protein of 263 amino acids. Gene Ontology annotation, biological process: secondary metabolite biosynthetic process. Gene Ontology annotation, cellular component: nucleus; cytoplasm. Lineage: Eukaryota; Fungi; Ascomycota; Dothideomycetes; Venturiales; Sympoventuriaceae. The transcript has 2 exons.
AUUUGACCCGCGCCAUUCAAACUUCGUAAGCUUUCUCUACCAGUCAUACCACAUCUUACGCGAUCUACGCAUUUCAUUUAAGCCCUGUCUCCUUUAGUUAUCAUUCCAAGUUUGUGCGUCACGAAAAAGCAUAACUUCGCCGCUUCCUCGGGCUCCGGCACGCGAAGAUCGCAUAUCAAGAGAAGCUAGAUUGCGCCUUUCUAGAUCUAGUAUUGCACUUCGAUCGCUUUACCAACUAUGUCUUCAAGCAAACCAGAUGAUUCAUUGGCAUCGCCGCGGAUACUGUGUUUGCAUGGUGGCGGUGUCACCGGCGAGGCAUUUAAACUGCAAUCUCGCGCCCUGAUCGCGAAGCUGCAACCAACGUUCAGACUUGUCUUUGCAGACGGGCCCUUCUUCUGCGAUGCAGGGCCCGGCAUCCUUCCCGUGUACGCCGACUUCGCGCCUUUCCGCAGGUGGCUGCGCUGGUUGCCAGAACACAAGGAGGUGGACGCGGAGACGGCCGUGGAAGAAAUCCACUAUCAACUCAAACAGGCCAUGGAAGAGGACGACCGAAUAGGCGGCACAGGGAACUGGGUUGGACUGAUGGGCUUCUCACAGGGCGCAAAGGUGAGCGCCGCACUGCUGUACGAUCAGCAGCUGCAGGCCGCUGCGGGCACAUCUACAGGGCUUCCGCAAUGGAAAUUUGCCAUUUUGCUUGCUGGAAGAGCACCCCUCGUGAGCCUCUCAUCUGCCAGCGCCGGCUGUAAGGCGUUGGUUGAUGCAGCGGAGAUUAGCGAGGGUUUUGCUACCGUGGAUCCCGAAGUGUGGAACGGAUAUGAGAAGCUCAAACUGCCCACAGUUCACGUGCAUGGAUUGAAAGAUCCGGGCCUACAUCUUCAUAGAAGACUGUUGGAGCAGUAUUGCGAGCCUGGUAGCACGACGGUUGUGGAGUGGGAAGGCGAGCAUAGAGUCCCUAUCAAGACAAAAGACGUAGAGAAGGUUGUGGCCGCGAUUUUCGACGUUGCGAAGCGGACUGGAUCUAUAUCGUGAAAUAGACAAAAAAGGAAGAAAGAAAGAAGGAACUGAAGAAGCCAACCCGAAGUGAUUGAUGCUUGCUAAGGCUGUGAUGCGAGAAAACAUAAUGGACAAGAGCUUUUUGGUCUCAAUACUCAGGGCUUCGUUAGUUCCUUCAAAGCGAGAAAGUCGGUGUUCGCGAGAACAGAUGGGAGUGACUGCAUGUAGACUAGAGAGAUACCCUUGAGGACGUAACAGACUAGAGACAAUUUUUUGAAUUAGAUUAUAGUACUAUGGA